CCUGUCGGGCAGGAGCAUGGCGUGGAGCGGGCAUCUGGCCAGCCUGGUCGUGGUAGGCGUUCUCCUCCGAGGUGCCGACUCUGCAAACAGUUCAGGGAUCGCCUCGAUUUCCGUGGAGGACGACAGAUCAGAUGGGACCGUCAUGCUCACCUGCAGCGUCAACAAUGAGAAAGUGGAGUGGAAUAAGGAUGGUCAUUUCCUGGGCAACUCUAAUGCGACCUUGAACGUGGGAAGAAUGGUGAAAGACCCUCGGGGCGUGUAUAGGUGUUCAAACACCAACAAUCAACCUCUCCAUUUAUAUUAUCGAAUGUGCCAGAAUUGCAUCGAAUUGAACCCCGGCACCCUGUCGGGCCUCGUCCUGGCCGACAUCCUCGCCAUCUUCUUCCUGGCCGUGGGCAUCUACUGCGUGGCAGGGCAGGACGAGGGGCGCGCAUCCCGAGCUUCUGACAAACAGACUCUGCUGCCAAAUGACCAGCUGUACCAGCCUCUCAGAGACCGGGACGACGGCCAGUACAGCCACAUCGGAGGCGGCGGCCGGCCCCGGAAGAAGUGAAACCUCGAACUCGGGUCCUCCGCCUCUUCCCUCCCGCCGCACCUGGGUCUCCCCUCCCUGAACGGCCAAUAAAGUCGCUCCUGCUCCCUGCCCGGGACUGGGCCCAGGCCCAACCUCUGCUUGGCGUCAGAGGUAGCAUCCUGGGGUCGGAUGGGAACGCUCGGCAUGAGUAGGAUUGUGGGCUGACAUUUCUUUCCAAGUCUGUUUAUUCCUAAUUGCUUUGGAAACCCGAUCGGGAGUCAGGCUGCGCUCUCUUCCCGAAAGACGCUCAAUA
Molecule: messenger RNA, 827 nt
Organism: Tachyglossus aculeatus (Australian echidna)
Lineage: Eukaryota; Metazoa; Chordata; Mammalia; Monotremata; Tachyglossidae
Gene: CD3G
Product: CD3g molecule
Exons: 6
Coding region: 17-553 (178 amino acids)
Biological process (GO): cell surface receptor signaling pathway; positive thymic T cell selection
Cellular component (GO): external side of plasma membrane; alpha-beta T cell receptor complex; membrane
Molecular function (GO): transmembrane signaling receptor activity
Source: RefSeq, a predicted model, not a curated record